This is a messenger RNA of Ascoidea rubescens DSM 1968, 2864 nucleotides long. Its product is annotated as WD40 repeat-like protein. NCBI's taxonomy places the organism in Eukaryota, Fungi, Ascomycota, Saccharomycetes, Ascoideales, Ascoideaceae. Gene Ontology annotation, cellular component: cytoplasmic dynein complex. The coding region runs from base 236 to 2590 and encodes 784 amino acids. Gene Ontology annotation, biological process: transport along microtubule. Gene Ontology annotation, molecular function: dynein light chain binding; dynein heavy chain binding. The record is from RefSeq and is a predicted model, not a curated record. The transcript has a single exon.
UUAUUCACUAUCGUUUGCAAUAAAAAAAAACAAUAGAAACUGUAAAAAGUUAACUCUAACUUUGAAACUUCCGUUAUUCAUCAAAAUAUAAACAAAUACCCAACACCAACAGAUAGCUUGUCGAUAUAUUAAAGGAAACAAUUCUAUACAUUCAAAACAUCAUCAAUUGAUUGGUUUUAUAAAAACUCAAAAUCUACAUACUCAACUUUUAGUUUCUUUUGUUUCUAUGCAAAAAAUGUCAACCAGAAGAAGUGAAAUUGAGGCAAAGAGACAGCGAUUAUUGGAAUUGAGAAGGCUCAGAGAACAGAAACAACAAAAGAAUCUCGAAGCUCAGAAGAACAAGCAAAUUGAACUAGAUAAGCAGCAAAAACAGCAGCAACAACAAAAAAAUGUCCAUAUUUCUGGCAGGGCAGUCUCCAUAUCGUCGUCUGUUUCAAUAGCAGAAUCGUCCACUUCUACAGCGAGCUCAUUUUCUAAUACAUCAUUGGGGUCGAAUAUAAAUCAGAAAAAGGAUAUUUUCAAUGACCACAGCAUAAAUUUGCUAGUGGAUCAAUUAGUUGGUUCUUCGACUUCAGAUUCAAAAUUCAAACACAGGUCUGCCAAAUUUGUCUCCACCUCAACACAAACUGACAGUGAUUUGAUUUCUCAGUCACCUCUCACUACAGAAGCAGAUUCUUCACUGUUCCAUAAAAUAGAAGAAAAGACAGAUUUUACUAAAAAUGAUGUUAAAGAAAGAAAAAACACAUAUGACAAGUCAGUUCAAACUAUAGAUUUUAAGUUUCAGGAGGAGGAGGAACUACUACAGAAAGAAAGAGAAUUGGAAGUUAAAUUACGACAGAAAAUACAGAAAGAGAUUCAAGAACGAGAAUUGAAAAGACAGGGAGAACUAUUAAAACAGUCUCAAUCCAAUUCUAGAAAUUUGCAAUCGUUUAUUGAUGAGGAUGACGACGAUGAUAAAAACUUCAUGCCUGUUGAAAAAUUUCUUGAGAAUUUAAAACAAAAAGAUAAAGACGAGAAAGAUCAAAAAUUGAAUCAAUUUCUCAAUAGAAGUUUUAAAAUAGUAAACAGGACAUUGAAUGAGGAUAACAGGCAUUUGUUAAAAGAUUAUGCGAUUGACAGUUCUAAUUCAGAUUCCAACGAAUUAGAUAUUGAUGAUGAAGAUGAGCAGAUUCAUCAAACAAGAUCAUUUCAUAAUAAAAAUAUUUCAAAGAAUAGAUCAGUAACUGCAUUGGAUUUUUCUCUGUUUCAUGAAGAGCUAUUAUUAUCAGCGUAUUCGAACUCAUUGUCAAAUUCAAACAUGUUUCUUGAUCAUUAUAAUAUUAGUGGAAAUGACUUAACCAGCCACAAGUCUGUGAUUCAGAUAUGGAAUUGUAAUUACACUAGCAAUACUCCUGAGUAUAUAUUUUAUUCAACAACUCCAAUUAUUUCAGCUAUUUUUGCAAAGAAUUCUCCUCAUAUUAUAUUUGGCGGUGGUUAUAAUGGUAAAGUUUUUGCAUGGGAUUUGAGGGCCAAUUCAAAGAGCCCAAUCCUUUCUUCACCAUUAGGAAAUGGCUCGAAUGAUGCUCAUGCACAUCCGGUAUUUUCAUUAAAUCAUAUUAGGGUUUCUGAUUCUCCUGCAAUAAAAUCAAGCAAUUUUUCCAAAACAAAUAACAAUAGUGAUCAAGCUGAUGUUCUUCUCGAUAAUAAGCAAUCUGGUUCUUUAAUAAGCGCUAGCACAGAUGGCACUAUUUGUACCUGGUUGCCAUAUCUUUUAUCAAAACCAGUAACUAAGCCAAUAUAUCUAAGAUCACCCCCAGGUUUUUUGUCAAGAUAUGAUGAACUAGCGCCUACUUCAGUUUGUUUUUUGAAUUCUGAUAUAUCAGGAAUGAUUGUUGGAUGCGAAGAUGGGAAAAUUUAUCGUGUUAAAAGGUAUAAUUCAGCAAUUGAUAAAAUUGGUAUUGAUUUGAAGAACAUAUUUUCGGGGCAUAGUUUUUCAGCGAUAACAAGUCUAGCAGCUCAUCCUUCUAAAUUCAAUUAUUUUUCAAAUUUCUUUCUAAGUUCUGGCUACGAUUGGAGUAUAAAGCUAUGGAAGUAUUCUUCCAGCACAGAUUUGUCAUCAUCCAAACCUGAUAUUUUUGGAUCGUCAAGCUCUUCAAGCAAUCGAAACUUGAUUGAUCCUUCACUGGUCGACACUAUAGAUCCUGUACUUGACAUUAAAAGAGACGAUGUGGUUAUGGAUGUGAAAUGGCGUCCAAAUAAUACAUCACAAUUUUGCUCUGUUGGAGGCUCAAAUGUUUUGGAAAUCUGGGACUUAACAAAAGACUUGAUUUCCCCAAUACAUGAGAUAAGACCAAGAGACUUUGACAAAGCUCUUAGUAAAGAAGACAUUUCAGAUGGAAUCAACAGCCUAAGUCUCUCGGAAAUUAUCACCAAUGAAGCAGUUUCAGGUUUGAACAAGGUUUGCUGGGACAAGAACAGCAGUAAUAUCGCAACUGGAAGCUUGGAUGGUUAUGUGAGUGUUUUUAGAUUGAGUGGAGACUUGUUGACCAACUCAAAGAAUGGCCCUGAUAAUGAGAUCAGGUUGAAAAGAAUACUUGCAGACGAGCAGUAGAACAUACAACAAGGUAAUUUAGUCAAUUUAAAAUAAACAUUGAUUCCCCAAGUGCAUGUACAAUAAACUGGCUCUCCUCGCAAGCACCAGAAAUACCAGUUCUUCCUCAACAAAGCAUUUGCAGCCCAUUUCGUGGUCAUUUCAUACCCAUUUUGUUGUGGGCAUUCUUCUUUUAUCUUUGAAUAUAUAAAAAAAGCUGCUGUGGACCAAUCAGAGGCUGUUUUGUCACGUGCUUUUUUUUCUGGUGGGUGAAAUUUUGUUUUGAGGUGUUUCG